Messenger RNA from Aspergillus clavatus NRRL 1, 2937 nucleotides. Its product is annotated as putative transmembrane glycoprotein. The coding region runs from base 1 to 2937 and encodes 978 amino acids. The record is from RefSeq and is a predicted model, not a curated record. The transcript has a single exon. Gene Ontology annotation, molecular function: calcium ion binding. Gene Ontology annotation, cellular component: membrane. NCBI's taxonomy places the organism in Eukaryota, Fungi, Ascomycota, Eurotiomycetes, Eurotiales, Aspergillaceae.
AUGGCAUUCAUUUGGGUGGUCAUCCUCUCGCUGCUUCUCGCUGUCGACGCAAGCCUAGUCGCGAACUACCCGGUGAAUGCACAGCUGCCGCCUGUUGCAAGGGUAUCACAGCCUUUUCGCUUUACCUAUUCACAAGGAACAUUCGGUGGUGUCGAUGCGAAUACAAAAUAUUCGCUGAAGAGUGCUCCUCCAUGGCUUCAGCUAGAUAGUGCAAGUCGGACCUUAUCUGGUACCCCUCGAAGUCAGGAUACUGGUCCGAACAAAUUCGAGCUUGUCGCCUCUAAUGGGCCGGAGUCAGUCGGCAUGCAGGUCACUUUCAUUGUAACAUCGGAGGAUGGGCCAGAACCGGGGAAACCAUUGCUACCACAACUCGAAGCAAUCGGAGCCACAUCAGCACCUUCGACGAUUUUUGUACAUUCUGGUGAUUCAUUUGUGAUGUCCUUUAGCCCCGAUACAUUUUCAAACACCCGCGCAUCGACCUUCUACUAUGGCACCUCUCCCGAAAAUGCUCCUCUGCCGUCCUGGAUUCGGUUCGACCAGUCGAAUCUCGAGUUCUCUGGCACUACUCCCAACACCGGGCCCCAGACUUUCAAAUUCAAUCUUGUCGCUUCAGAUAUCGCCGGCUUUAGUGCAGCUACCAUGAGCUUCGAGAUGACUGUCAGUCCGCACAUUCUUUCAUUCAACCAAAGCGCCCAAACUCUGUUCCUCCCUAAAGGACAGCGGUUCAGUAGCCCCCACUUCCGUGACAUCUUGACCCUAGAUGGAAGACAGCCAGGAAGUGCUGAAGUGGCUUCCAUCGAGGCCGACUCUCCGAAGUGGUCGACAUUCGAAAAGGAUACUAUUUCACUCAGUGGAACUCCACCAGCAGAUGCAGUCAACGAGAAUGUAACGAUUUCCGUGACAGAUACUUAUGGAGAUGUUGCUCGAAUGAUCGUCACUCUACAGUACUCGCAUUUCUUCACAGGCCGCAUGACCGAGUGCAAUGCAGUGGUGGGCGAUGACUUCACGUUGGUCUUCAACAACUCUAUCCUAAUAGAUGACUCUGUCCAACUGGAAGUGGAUUUGGGUCGGCAAUUGCCAUGGUUGCGAUACAACCCUGACAAUAAGACGCUCUACGGGCGAGUCCCCUUGGAUACUCGCAUCGGGAGUUUCCCUAUCACAUUGACCGCCCGCAAAGAGGCUGCCAAAGACAGCGAACAGUUCACUAUCAAUGUGCGAGCAGAUCAUCUGGGCGAGAGGACCGCAAACUCUGCAGACUCGGACCAGAGUGGUGGGGGAAUUCACGGCAAGAAAGCUGGGAUAAUCGCAAUCUCGGUGAUCAUCCCUUUUGUGUUUGUAACGAGCCUCUUUCUUCUCUUCUGUUGUUGGAGACACAAACGGAGAGCAGGAGCUUCCGCGCACGAAGAAGGGGGCGCGCCAAACGAGAAAGACCCUGGCCUCCCUCCUCCGAAUCUCCCACAGUGCCAACCAUAUGAACACACUACAGCCGGUGACGUGCCGAUUAUAUUCAGGAGCCCGUCGCCAUCAUCCAAGCCACCCAAGUUGGAAUUGAGGUCAUUGUGGAGCGGAAACUCAUCGGGAAACGAUAAACAACCUUACGCGCUUGAUUCGGAAGAUAAGGAGAACGCCCUACCGCAUUCAACAAUUGAAUGGGAUUUCGCUCCACUGACGCGCGAUGGACCCCAAGAAGAGAAACGGGUAAAUGAUGCUGUUGCACAAAGCAAACGUCUCUCGUUACAAAGCAGUCCCUCGUUGAGUCGCCGAGCAACAGCGAAUUCUAGAAAGCGGGAGCCUCUCAAAAGCAUUCAGCCAAGACGGUCGCUGAAGCGGAACUCCGUAGCUUCAUCCCGCUCCAGGCGAUAUUCGCGGCGAUCGAGUGGUAUCUCAUCCGUUGCUUCGGGAUUACCGGUUAGGCUCAGUGGCGCAGGGCACGGGGCCGGCGGAUUUGGACCCCCAGGGCAUGGAAUGGUCCGCAUUUCGUGGCAGAACACGCAUGUGUCAUUUCAGAGCGAUGAGAGCAGCGUUGGAAAUCUAGCUCCGCUAUUUCUUCGGCCUCCUCCCCGCGGAAGAAACAGCGUAGAAUUCCGAGGGUUGGACUACCCCAAACAGGUCAGCGUACGCGCAGUGGAGCCUGAUAGCCCAAAUCUCUCAGAGUCCGAUUCCCUGGAGGCGUUUGUUCAUUAUCGAGCAAAGAGCAGAAAUUCUUCCAAUCCCCUGUUCUCGGGACAGUUUAAUCGCCGGACAUCUUCUGGUCUGCGCGCCCUGGAACGGGCCCGCAGUACCGCUAGUCGCGCCGAUACCGUGUCGAGUUCCGUAUACAACGAUGGCUAUCGGCAAUCUUACAUUCGAGAACGCCCGGGCUCAACGGCGAUGUCAGCAAUAUCUGCCUCGGUCUACACGGACGACAACCGAAACUCCGCUUUCAUGUCAAACUUGGGUCAAGAUUCGCUCAGCAGUCGAUAUCGCGCCCCGCUGGCCAAAAAGCAAAGCCAAUCGAGCCUUGCACAGAACUAUUCCAAGAUCAUUGCACCCCUCCCGCGGUGCUUCAGCGAGACAAGCUUGAGUAGUGCUCGACGGCACGGAGCUGGAGACCUGACUGGGGGUUCAGACGAUUCACCAGACGUUUACGAAGAUCAUCAGGGAAAUCAGCGUCUGUGGUAUCGGGGCAAUCCCUAUCUACAAGGAGAGUCUGGCACACGCAGGUGUUCACUGCGGAAAAGUCCUUCAACCCUGUCAGUCCCGGUUGAAGGUACAGCACGGCGGGUGAGCCUGGUGCGAUUCGCGGAGAUGGACAAUGAUGGCGAUGGCGAUGUGGUUAUGAAGGAAGCGGAUGACCAACGAUGGAGGCCGCGCCAGCCUCUCAGCACAGAACACCGCGGGAAUUGUUUGCCGCGAGAGGUUACAGGGAGCGUAAAAAGUGACAUUGCAUUUGUGUAG